Molecule: messenger RNA, 1281 nt
Organism: Glarea lozoyensis ATCC 20868
Lineage: Eukaryota; Fungi; Ascomycota; Leotiomycetes; Helotiales; Helotiaceae
Product: SGNH hydrolase
Exons: 5
Coding region: 1-1281 (426 amino acids)
Source: RefSeq, a predicted model, not a curated record
AUGAUUUCUGUUACUCAAUUGCUGUCGCUGGCUGCUGCCUUCGGUGCAUUGUGCACUUCAGUAGGCGCAAAUGCAAUUCCUCUAUCGACUCGUCAAGAUACUAAUCACUGGGUCACAUCAUGGACUUCAAUGCCUCAAUUAGUUGAGCCCGAUAAUCUUCCUCCAUCACCCUUUAAAUCCGGCAACGCAGUCUUCAACGACGCCACCCUCCGCCAAACCCUCCACAUGUCCCUCGCCUUCGACCGCGUCCGCCUCCAAAUCUCCAACACCUUCGGCGGCACCGACCUAACCAUCACCGCCGCCUCCCUCGCCCUCCCGCGCACCGACAAAGCCGGCGUCAACAACAUCCACAUCGAAACCCUCAAACCCCUCACCUUCUCCAACGGCUCCCCUUCCAUCACCAUCCCAAAGGGCAAAACCGCCUACACCGACCCCCUGGAUUUCUACCACAUCGCUGCCCAAAGCACGCUUUCCGUGUCGCUGUAUCUGAAGAAUGGCCAGAGUGGCACGAGUAUCACGGGACACCCUGGGAGUCGCACGACGAGUUGGAUGGCGAGUGGGAAUAAGGUUAAUGAGACGGAUGUGACGGGGGCGAGUACUAAGCAUUGGUAUUUUGUUAGUGCGGUCGAGGCGUGGGUGCCGAGUAAUACUUCGGCGUUGGUGAUUCUUGGGGAUUCGAUUACGGAUGGGAGGGGGAGUACGGAUGAUGGGAAUAAUAGAUGGCCGGAUAUGUUGUUGGCGAGAAUGCCAGCAGCUGGUAUCACUAAUGUAGGUGUGGUUAAUCAAGCAGCGGGAGGCAAUGCUGUUCUUUCUGGCGGUUUGGGACCGACGCUUCUAAGCCGCUACACACGCGAUGGCAUCACACAACAAGGCGUGAAAUACCUCAUGAUCUUCGAAGGCGUAAAUGACAUCGGCGGUUCCUCAACCGACGCCUCAACCCAAUCCUCCAUCGGCGACCGUCUCAUCUCCGCAUUCAAACAAAUCACCAGCGACGCCCACAAAGCCGGGCUUAUCACCAUCGGCGCCACCAUCACGCCCUUCGGCGGCAGCGGCCAGAGCUAUAGUAACCCUGAGCGCGAGAAGACGAGGGUUAAGGUUAAUAAGUGGAUUUUGAAUUCGGGGGGCGCGUUUGAUAAGGUCGUGGAUUUUGCGGCGGCGGUGGGGAAUCCGGGGAAUGUUGCGCAGUUGGCGAAUAAGUAUGAUGGGGGUGAUCAUUUGCAUCCUAAUGUUGAUGGAUAUAUCACUAUGGCUAAUGCUUUUGAUAUGUCGAUCUUCAAGUAA